GGAAUUGGGUGAAGAUUUGGAAGAUGCCGAGAGCGUUUUUGGUGAAGAAGAAGCGGGGAGCGUGUGGUGCCUGGCAGUGGAAGGAACCGGAAAAUGUUGAGUUUAAAGAUGAUGAUUUAUCUGGUCCGGACUCUUCAACAGAUCAGUCAUCAGGAGCAGACGGCCAGCAGUCAGCCCCUCCCCCAGCUCCUCCUCCAGGCUGUGGAGCAGCAGCUGACAUCCGAGUCCCUGUCCCUGUGGUGUGUUCAGGGUCUGAUUCAGCUCAGGACUGGCCAACUCUCAUGCUGCGGAACACGUACUACCACCCCACUGCUAUGGCCCUUAUCAGCAGAGCCAAGUCGCGUCCUCGCAGCUCCCCCAGCUCUGGAGACUUUGUGUGCCAAGUGUGCCACAAAGUGUUCCCUCUGCAGCGUAUGUUGACCCGCCAUCUUAAGUGCCACAGCCUGGUGAAGAGGCAUCCCUGUCGCUACUGUGGAAAGGGCUUUAAUGACACCUUCGACCUCAAGAGACACAUGCGGACUCACACAGGCAUCCGACCGUACAAGUGCGAGCUGUGUGACAAGGCCUUCACUCAGCGCUGCUCCCUGGAGUCUCACAUGAGGAAGAUCCACGGGGUGCACCAGCAGUACGCCUACCGCCAGCGCCGCUCCAAGAUCUUUGUGUGCGAGGACUGUGGCUACACGUCCAGCAGACCCGACGAGUACUUCCUUCACGUCAGACAGUGUCACCCUGGAAGCCCCGCCCUGAGACGCUACUACCGCCGCCACGCACAGGACAACAGCAGCUUCAACCCUCAGGAACGCAAGAUCAACCCCUACUUACUCUACUCCAAUCCCUACUACAUGUAACAAUAUAAUAUUCA
This is a messenger RNA of Periophthalmus magnuspinnatus, 862 nucleotides long. RefSeq lists its product as uncharacterized. The record is from RefSeq and is a predicted model, not a curated record. Bases 24 to 848 code for a protein of 274 amino acids. Gene Ontology annotation, molecular function: DNA-binding transcription factor activity, RNA polymerase II-specific; RNA polymerase II cis-regulatory region sequence-specific DNA binding. Lineage: Eukaryota; Metazoa; Chordata; Actinopteri; Gobiiformes; Gobiidae. The transcript is spliced from 4 exons. Gene Ontology annotation, cellular component: nucleus. Gene Ontology annotation, biological process: regulation of transcription by RNA polymerase II; epidermal cell differentiation.